GCAUAAUUCAGUAAACAUUGAGAAAUGGUGGUGAAGAACGUGGGGCAUAUGAAUGCUGGAGAUGACGAAUCCAGCUACGCCAACAAUUCUGCCCUUCAAAAAGGUGUGAUAUUAAGAACAUUGCCUGUUUUAGAUGACACCCUCAGAGAUAUGUUUGCUGCUGCUGAAAGCUGCUUCCCAAAAUGCUGGAGGAUGGUAGAUUUGGGCUGUUCAUCAGGGCCCAACUCUGUUUUUGUCAUCUCCCACAUCCUGGAUACAGUUGAACAGUUGUGCAGUAAGAAAAAUUUUACUGGAUCGGACAACUCACCUGUAUUUGAGGUGCUUUUGAAUGAUCUUCCAGACAAUGACUUUAACAACCUCUUCAAGUUGAUUCGUGGUCAGGCGAUUGGUAAGAAUAAGAAGGGACGGUGUUUUUUGUAUGGCUUGCCUGGAUCUUUUUACGACAGGCUGUUUCCCAGCAACAGCCUUCACUUUGCUUAUUCAUCCUACAGUCUUCACUGGCUUUCUCAGAUUCCUGAAGGACUGGAGCGUAACAAUAAAGAGAAUAUAUACAUGGCAAGAACAAGUCCUCCAGAGGUAUUUGAAGCUUAUGCGAAGCAAUACCAAAGAGACUUCUCCACGUUUUUGAGGUUGAGGAGUGAAGAAAUGAUAGCUGGUGGACGUAUGGUUUUGACAUUUAUCGGCAGAAGUGUUGAAGAUCCCUCUUGCAAAGAUCAUUCCGCCCAUUACACUUUGCUUUCACAAGUACUUCUGGAUAUGGUGGCUGAGGGACAAGUGAAGAUGGACGAUCUGUACUCUUUCAAUGUGCCUAUCUACAUGCCCUAUGAAGAAGAAGUGAAGACAGUGAUACAAAAUGAAGGAUCCUUCAACUUGGACAAGAUGCACGUUUUUCCUGUCCGUUGGGAUGCCCAAGACAACAUACUCAACUAUGAAAAUAAUAUAAUUUUCGAUAAACAUAGGAGUGCGAAAUUAGCGGCAAAUUGUGUUAGAGCUUUCAUGGAACCAAUGGUGGCUGCCCAUUUCGGAAGCUCCAUUGUUGAUGACCUAUUUGGAAGAUAUGCAGAGAAAAUGGGAGAGCAUUUGUCUGAACACAAAUAUUCAUCAUACUACACUAUACUCAUUUCCUUAUCUAGGAAAUGAAAGUAACAUGACUUAUUAGGUUGCCAGAAAAUGAUUUGAAUUUUGGGCUAUAUAGAUAUUGUAUUAAUGAUCUGAAGAAAAUAAUGGUGUCCCAUAUUCUUGUGGACAAUAAUUGGAGUAUGGGAAAUUUGCCUUGGCAAAAGAAUUUUUAUCAGUUAGAUUUACAACAUCUAUGUACACGAGACAAUUGAAUCAAUUGAACUUUUUGAUCUCAUAUA
Sesamum indicum (sesame) is the source of this 1358-nucleotide messenger RNA. Its product is annotated as benzoate carboxyl methyltransferase-like. Lineage: Eukaryota; Viridiplantae; Streptophyta; Magnoliopsida; Lamiales; Pedaliaceae. Gene Ontology annotation, molecular function: methyltransferase activity. The record is from RefSeq and is a predicted model, not a curated record.